AUGGACUCGUUCUCCAGCAGCGCGACCCAGCUGAAGUCCAUCAACUCGACCACCAAGUACCAUGUUCCCUCUGAGAUUCGCAUUUUGCAGACUGCCGUUGAUGCCUACUUCUACAACAUCAUCGGUCUUUUCCCGGCUACGAGCUCGUACAACGCUCAGGCCAACAACCAGAAGGCUCAGGUGGAUACCCAUUGCUUCCAGGCUGUCUGGGCCUUUGACCUCGGUGAGAGCAGUGGAAACCAGGCUACUCGACGAGCGCGCAGCAACAACUCCCUUCACUCUCGGCGGGUGAAGCGCACUUCGGUGUGA
Molecule: messenger RNA, 309 nt
Organism: Penicillium olsonii
Lineage: Eukaryota; Fungi; Ascomycota; Eurotiomycetes; Eurotiales; Aspergillaceae
Source: the annotation of a GenBank genome assembly